AUGGCGCUUGAUAAAUUGGAUCUUGCCGUGAUAGUUGGCUUAGCAAUUGCUGUUGCCUUGUAUUUUGGCAAAGAUUUUAUUUGGCCAGAAAAAACGGAUGAAGGUGGGUUUUUAAAUACUGACGCUAUGGGCUCAGAUCGGAAUAUCCUCCAGAAGAUCAAAGAAACCGGUAAAAAUUGCAUAGUUUUUUACGGUUCACAGUCUGGUACCGCCGAAGACUAUGCUUACAAAUUGUCUAAGGAAUUGAGUGCUAGAUUUGGUCUUAAGACAAUGGCGGCCGAUUUGGAUCAAUACGAUUUUGACAAUUUCGAAGAGUUAAGCAAUGAGAUCUUGGUAUUCUUCCUCACUGCCACGUAUGGUGAAGGGGAACCCACUGAUGACGCUGUCGACUUUUACGAAUGGUUGAACAAUGAAGCCGACACGUUGUCGAACAUUCGGUUCAGUGUAUUCGGUCUUGGCAAUUCAACGUACGAAUACUACAAUGCGAUUGGGCGCAACAUCAACGAGAAGUUGGAGCAGAAGGGCGCUGAACGCUUUGCAGACUACGGUGAAGGCGAUGAUGGGACGGGCACUUUGGAUGAAGAUUUCUUGGAAUGGAAGGAUAAAGUUAUGGACACAUUGAAGAAUGACUUGAACUUCGAGGAGAAAGAACUAGUAUAUGAACCUGGUGUUGAAGUCGACGAGGAUGAAUCAUUAACUGUUGACGAUCCUGAAGUUGCGCUCGGAGAACCUGACAAAUCGUAUCUCGCCAUGGAUUCCGACUUGACUAAAGGACCUUUCAAUCUGCACCAUCCGUACUUGGCACCUAUCAGCCUCACUCGUGAGUUGUUCAAUUCAAAAGAGCGUUCUUGCGUUCAAGUCGAGUUUGACACAUCCGCCUCGAACUUGAGAUACACCACUGGUGAUCAUUUGGCCGUAUGGCCGUCGAACUCGGACGAGAACGUUGAAACCUUCCUCAAAGCAUUCGGCUUGCUUAAUAAAAGGGACACUGUCAUUCACGUCAAGCCGUUAGAUUCGACCAUUUCUGUUCCCUUCCUCUCUCCUACGACGUAUGAGACGGUUUUGCGCCAUUACCUUGAAAUCUCUGGUCCUGUAUCCCGGCAAUUUUUCCUUGCGGUGGCUCAAUUUGCUCCAGACGUUGAAUCGAAAAAGAAAGUUCAACAUUUGGGCUCGAACAAGCUCGAGUUUGCCGAGGAGAUCGUGAAGCAGGACUACAAUCUUGCUGAUGCUUUAUUAAUGAUCUCCAAGGGGACUUCUUGGACGAACGUGCCUUUUGCGUUCAUCAUUGAACUGAUCCCUCACCUUCAACCACGUUAUUAUUCGAUUUCGUCGUCCUCUUUAGCCGACAAGACCAAAAUUGGUAUCACUGCUGUUGUCGAGUGGGAGAGAAAGGGUGACAGAUUGGUUUCCGGUGUUGCGACCAAUUUGAUCAAAAAUAUUGAAGUUGAACAAAAUGGCACUGAUGACAAGCUUGUGGUUCAUUACGAUUUGCGUGGUCCUAGAUCCAAGUUUUCCAAGUUCAAAUUACCGGUUCAUGUCAGACGUUCGACCUUUAAGUUACCACUGAAUCCUCUGGUUCCUGUUAUAAUGAUCGGCCCAGGAACUGGUGUGGCUCCUUUCCGUGGUUUUGUUCGCGACCGUGUUCAAUUGAAACAACAAGGUCAAAACCCUGGUGAAAUGUUGUUAUUCUACGGCUGCCGUAGAGAAAAUGAAGACUUCUUGUACAAGAACGAAUGGCCUCAAUAUUCCAAGGACUUAGGGUCAAAGUUGCAACUUUUUACAGCAUUUUCUCGUGACGAUCCUUCCAAAAAGGUUUAUGUCCAGCAGAGAUUAUUGGAAAAUGCUGAAAGAAUCAACCAGUUGAUUGAAGACGGCGCUUUUGUUUACGUGUGUGGCGAUGCGCUGAGAAUGGCCAGAGAGGUGCAAAGUACCAUGGCUAAGAUCAUCGCUCAACAGCGAAAUAUUUCCGAAGAGAAGGGGGCUGAGUUGAUUAGAUCGUAUAAGGUCCAGAACAGGUACCAAGAAGAUGUGUGGUAA
Molecule: messenger RNA, 2037 nt
Organism: Diutina rugosa
Lineage: Eukaryota; Fungi; Ascomycota; Pichiomycetes; Serinales; Debaryomycetaceae
Gene: NCP1
Product: Ncp1p
Exons: 1
Coding region: 1-2037 (678 amino acids)
Cellular component (GO): cytosol
Molecular function (GO): flavin adenine dinucleotide binding; NADPH-hemoprotein reductase activity; FMN binding
Source: RefSeq, a predicted model, not a curated record